GCUCGUCGACUUCGCCGUGAGCGACGUCGGGCACACACUUUCGUGCUCGUCGACAACAUAGGCGUCUGCUGUUAUCGAGCCGGCGUUCACUGAACCGAUGACUUCCGCCCCUACAAACCCUUUGAAAGUACCGCCAUAUCAGAUCCAACCUCUGGUAGCCAGUGUCCUUCCCGGUUAUGACAAUCCAACUGAACCUACUGCCGAGGUUCGUUGUGCCCAAGCUCUAGGCUCAGAGAUAUAUAUCGGCUGCUCGAACGGGGAACUUCUACGUUAUGCGCUACAGGCAGACAAUCCAAACACUCCAGAGUCGUACCAACUCCUCUCUCGCCAGAGCCUUCCCAAUGCAAGGCCAAUUGAAGAAAUAGCUCUGCUGCCCAGCAUAUCCCGGGCACUCAUCUUUUCGGACAGACAGAUCCACGUAUAUACCCUGCCCUCGCUGGACCCCGUCCCACCAACUGUCAUCAAGCCCAUCCGAAAUGUCGUGACACUUGCGGUGGAAGACCAGCAUCUUAAACGCUCACCGCCGGCAGAUCCUUCACAUCCAGUGGAGGCAGUAGAAUUCUGCGUCAUCAAGCGCACCAGCAUCUCUUGUUUUAGCCUCAGUGACCGACUGCUGUUUCUGAAAGAUAUCCCGUUCCAUCAAGGCAUCCUCAUCGCUCGCCGCUCAGGCCGGUAUCUCUGUGUCCUCGUCGCUGACGACAAGACCUACGGGAUUAUUGAUUUGCAUGCCGCGUCUCUUGUGCCGUUACUCCCGCUUUCGCAGGCACCCAGCAUGGGUUCGUCUGACCCUCCCGUCAAGCCGCACAUACUUGUUGUCGGUGACAAUGAAUUCCUGAUCCUUUCAUGGACCGGUGCAAGCACGAUCGGCGUCUUCAUUACCGGGGAAGGAGAUCCCGUUCGUGGAACUCUGGAGUGGCCAAGUCACCCCGAGGCUGUUUGUCUUGACUACCCGUAUAUAACUACCUUGCUUUCAAAUGGUAAUAUCGAGAUCCACAGCAUCGAGACCCAGGCCAUAGUCCAAGUCAUCCCCGCACCCUCCACGUCUCCCGGCCCCUCCCCGCGCUCCGCCACCUUCCCCGUCGAGUCCGCCGUUCGCCGCAAUCUUGUGGCGUGCGCGAACAGAUACUUCGUCCCUUCCACGAAACGCUCGGAGAAGAUGAAGACGACGAGGGUGCGGCUGCUGAGGAAUACCAUGAUUCAUGAGAAUAUUAAUCUGGCGGUACCCGCGGAUCCGGCAAGGUGGAGGGAUAGUGGGAUCGAGCUUCCGGACGAAUAUGAUGAAUGAUCUCUUGUGCUGUCCUUUGGUAGCUGCGCUCAUCGUUAUCUAUCUUUUGUUCAGUCGUUGUGUUUUCUGCAGAUGCAUCGUUUGCGAGACGUCCGGAUAUCGGUCGGCGAAAUGUCUUCUGAUGACUUAAAGCUGC
Gloeophyllum trabeum ATCC 11539 is the source of this 1421-nucleotide messenger RNA. RefSeq lists its product as uncharacterized. The transcript has 7 exons. Gene Ontology annotation, molecular function: protein binding. Gene Ontology annotation, biological process: vesicle-mediated transport; autophagy; endosomal vesicle fusion. NCBI's taxonomy places the organism in Eukaryota, Fungi, Basidiomycota, Agaricomycetes, Gloeophyllales, Gloeophyllaceae. The record is from RefSeq and is a predicted model, not a curated record. Gene Ontology annotation, cellular component: fungal-type vacuole membrane; cytoplasm. The coding region runs from base 98 to 1285 and encodes 395 amino acids.